UUCUUUUUAUCUAUUCUUUAUUUCUGAAAUCGAAAUAGAAACAGAAUGUCUAUUAAAGAGGUAGUACGUAAGGCUUUUGGUUUUCAUAAGAGCACAACAAAAAGACAUAAAAAGUCAAAAUCAUUUUCCAACUAUAGAAAAGUCAAAAAGAAUUUGUCUAAUAAUAUCAAAUCCUUCUGUAUUCUUAAUGUUGAAGACCCAAAGGCUGAUUUACCUACUAAACAGGAUUUAUUAUUAUUCAUUGACUGGAUCAAAAAUUUUGAGAUAUGGAAGCGUAGAAUUAAAGACAUGCGUAAUUUAGAUAUUACUCUAUUUGCAGAUCCUGGAAACACAGAACAAAUGUUAAUAUCUCAAUACAAGAAAAUGUUGAAGACACUUGAGAUCUUUGAUGAUAUGAUGAAUGAUUUUAGCAUUGGUAUGUCUUGGUUCAGUGCUAUUGAGUCCUUAGGUGCUGGUAUAGAUGAAUUGUGGUUUGACUUGGAGGAUAUAAGAGAAUUCAGUAAUAAAGUUAGAGACGCUUGGUUUCAUAUCAGUAAUGAAAUUAUCAACUUACUACAUCUCCGGUCAGUUGUUACAAUGGAAGCUAAUCAUAAUCCUAACACAGAGAACUUAUAUAGAAAAAAGUAGAAGAAUCAAGACCAAAACUCUGUGUAAAGCAAUAUACAGAAAUAACAUGAUUUUAAAUGAAAAGGAUUACUUAGAAGACUUUCCUAUUCAUUGAAAAUGAAUCCCACGAGCAUCAGUCAUACGUUUUAUAAAACUCUUAUAGGCAGUCCUUUAUUUCAAAAUAAAUUUUUGUA
Molecule: messenger RNA, 800 nt
Organism: Teleopsis dalmanni
Lineage: Eukaryota; Metazoa; Arthropoda; Insecta; Diptera; Diopsidae
Exons: 3
Coding region: 46-627 (193 amino acids)
Source: RefSeq, a predicted model, not a curated record